AUGAGGAUAUCCAUCCUCCUGAGCCUUCUAUUCCAUGCUGCAGCUGCUUCUCACCAACCACAUUACAUGGUGGUGAUUCCUGAAGCUCUCUGGUACCCGUCCACCCAGGUUGCCUGCCUCCAUAUCACCUGUCAUGAUGCAAAAAUUCAAGUGAAUCUGGCCUUGGAGCGCUCUGCAGGACGGGAGGUCUUAAUGCAAGAAACCAUCCAGAAGAAGAAGACUUUCCUGUGCACUAAGUUCUGGGUUGCCCCUCCAGCUAAUGGCACAGAGGAGGUUGCUACUGUAAAACUGACCAUCACAGGAGAAGGGGUCAAUGUUGAGGAACAGAAAAAGGUCCUGAUCUGCAAGGCCAGGAGUGGCACCAUCAUCCAAACUGACAAGCCCAUCUAUGAACCAGGGCAGACAGUGAAAUUUCGCAUUGUGACUCUGGAUGAGGAAUUCCAUGCACUCAACGAUUCGAUUUCCCUGUUUCUCCUGGACCCUAAGAACAACCAGAUAGAGCAGUGGCAGAACGUGGUCCCUCAGGAUGGCAUUGCAGACCUGUCUUUCCAGCUGAGUGACGAGCCCCUGCUGGGAACGUACGUCAUCAAUGUCACCAGCUCCAGAGCCUACGGCAGCUUCUCUGUUAAAGAGCAUGUGCUGCCAAAAUUUGAAGUGAUCUUUGAGGCACCAAGUCAGAUUUAUGCACUAGAUACAACCUUCCUGCUCCGGGUAUGUGGCAGAUCCACUCGUGGGAAAAGCAUCCAGGGGAAGGUUCAUGUGAGCCUUUGUCAGAAGAUAGCCCCGUUCCUGCCCAGUGCUUCCAAACCCGAUCUCUGUCACAAAUUCAGCAACCAGACAGAUGAGUCAGGUUGCUUCUUCACAAAUGUGAGCCUGUCCUCCUUCAGCCAAGACUUUCGGUACUAUCGGGACAGCAUAGUUGCAGAGGCCUCGCUGGUGGAGGAUGCCACAGAGAUACAGGUCAAUGCUUCCCACAAAUUACUUAUCUCCAGGAUUGGCGGGUUGGCUUUGUUUAAUGAUGUGAAUUCUUACUACCACCCUGGACAGAUGUUCAGAGGAAAGAUUAAAGUAAUUGAUCACCAAGGCAAGGCACUGAAGAACAAAGAAGUCCUUCUUGUAGUAAACUGUGCUGAGCAGCAAUUUAGGCAGAAGUUCAUCACUGGAGACUCUGGAACAAUUUCAUUUACCCUGGACACCUCUGCCUGGAACAGCACCUUGGUCUCCCUGGAGGCAAGUGUCCUGCAUCAAGAUUCGGACAGAGAGCCUGGGACAGUUGACUUGAGUUACCAGCGAGCCUCUUAUUUCAUACAUCCGUUCUACAGCACCAGCAGGAGCUUCCUCUCUAUCAUCCGUGUGCCAGAGACAAUACCCUGUGGUAAAAUGCAGUCUGUCCAGGUGGACUUUAGAAUUUAUGAGGAAGACCUGGAACAUGGGCCCAAGCGCGUCAUUUUCUCCUACUUUGUCACAGGGAAAAGAGGGAUAGUCCAUGCAGGUCAGCAGACUGUUUGGAUUGGGCUGCCAAGAAUGCUGGAAAGCUCCUUCUCCAUCCCUCUUACAUUCAGCUCGACCUAUGCCCCAGCUCCAAGACUUGUUGUUUAUGUCAUCUUCCCUAAUGGAAAAAUCAUUGCCGAUUCUGCCAUCUUCAGUGUCUCCACGUGUUUCAGAAACAAGGUAGAGCUGGGCUUCUCAGUGCCAGAGACUCUCCCUGGCUCACAGGUUGGCCUCCACCUGCAGGCAGCUCCUGGCUCCACCUGUGCUGUCUGGGCUGUGGAUCCAAGCUCCUUUUGGAUGAAGCCAGGAAAAGGACUGAGCAGCCACUCGAUCUAUGGGCUGUUCCCAUCUUAUAACUCCAGGUAUCUUCACCAAGUGUCUGAAGAUGAUCGUUCAUGCGGGUUCCCAAAUUCUGAUGGGCCUGAUGUGUUUACGGCAUUCAGGGAAAUGGGGUUGAAAAUUAUGUCCAACACCAAUAUCAAGAAACCCAGAGUAUGUCCAACCACUCCACUGACAAGUACACUGCGGGGAACAGGAAAGAUUAUUUCCAGGCCCAUGCUGAUGUUUGCCCAGCCCCAUAAAGUGUAUAACAGUAAGUAUCUGCCACAUCUGAUAGCAACCUAUCAGCCCACUAUGUUUCCACCUUCUUCUUCAGCUGAAGAGAAAGUACACAAGCAUUUUCAACAAACCUGGCUGUGGGAUUUGUAUUCUGUGGGCCCCGGUGGGAACAAGAAUAUCACUGUCACUGUGCCUGAGGCCAUCACAGAAUGGAAAGCAGGAAUGUUCUGCACAGGACGUAACGGCUUUGGGUUUGCUCCAGCCUCCCGGCUGACUGUUUCCAAGCCUUUUCUUGUGGAGCUGCCACUGCCAUCUUCUGUGGUCCUGGGUGAGACCUUCAACUUGAAGGCCACGGUCUCCAACAACCUGCAGCAAUGCAUGAGGAUCCAAGUGACCCUGGAGGAGUUUGCACACUUCCAGCUGAAGCCAUGCAAAGGCUGUGUCUACAGCAGCUGCUUAUGUGCCGGGGAAGCCAAGACCUUUCAGUGGAGUGUCACAGCUGAGCACCUGGGGCUCGUGAACAUCACCCUGAGCACAGAGGCUGUGGCCACCAAAGAGCUCUGUGGUGAGGAGAUACCAUUUGUCCCAAAACAAGGACAGAAAGACGUGAUCACCAAACUCAUUCAAGUUCGGCCAGAGGGAGUGUUGGUAGAAAAGGCUCACAGCUCCAUCCUGUGUCCCGAAAAAGGGAAUCCAGCAGAGGAGUCUGUGUCCCUGGUGUUGCCUCUAAAUGUGGUUGAAGGUUCAGUCAGAGCCACUGUCUCGGUCACUGGGGACGUCAUGGGGACGGCACUGCAGAACCUGGACCACCUGGUGCAGCUGCCCCACGGCUGUGGGGAGCAGAACAUGGUGCUGUUUGCCCCCAUUGUCUAUGUGCUGCAGUACCUGGAGAAGACGAGGCAGCUGAACCCUGAGAUCAAGGACAGGGCAACAGGAUUCCUGCGCAGUGGGAGGUGUAGAUGGGGAAGUCCCCUUGGCUGCCUACAUCACUGCUGCAUACUUGGAGGCAGGAGCAACACCAGAGAUGGGCAGAUCCACUGGAGUCAGACCUCAUCCAAACCCAGAACCAGUACCAGCCCUUGGUCACAGCCAAUAUCCACAGAUGUGGAGCUGACAGCCUACAUCCUCUUGGCCCUGCUCUCCAAGCCAAAUGUCACAGAGUCUGACCUCACCACAGCCUCUGGCAUCGUGGCCUGGCUCACCAGGCAGCAGAAUGCCUAUGGAGGCUUUGCCUCAACACAGGACACAGUAGUGGCCUUGCAGGCAUUGGCUAAGUAUGCAGCACUGACACACAGCACACAGGGGGAUGCAGAAGUGAGGGUGAGGUCUCAUGGAGGCUUUGGGAAGAAGUUCCAAGUCUCCUACCAGAACCGGCUGCUGGUGCAGGAGGCGGCACUGACAGAGGUCCCGGGCAAGUUCUUGGUGCAGGCCCACGGCAGCUGUUGUGUCUUUACUCGGAUGGUGCUGAGGUACAACACACCCUCCCCACAAGACUCAACAUCCUUUGCCUUGCAAGUGAAAACUGAGCCUGUCAGCUGCACCGAGGACAAUACACGCUCUGUUACCGUCCAUGUCGAUGUCAGGUACAAUGGGAAGAAACCUACUUCCAACAUGGUGAUUCUUGAGGUGUCCUUACUGACUGGAUUUGCCCUGGCUCCAGGAUCUGGGAUGUCUCUGCAGCAUGGGCACUCUGUGAGAAGAACUGAGAAAACACAAGAAGGCGUUGCCAUUUACUUAGACAAGCUGAGCCAUAUCUCUGACACAUACGUCCUGCAUCUGGAGCAGGAGAUUGAGGUGACCAACCUGAAGCCAGGCCAUGUCAGGGUCUAUGACUACUACAACCCAGAGGAGCAGGCCCUGGCUGACUAUAACAUCUUCUGCAUCUGA
Molecule: messenger RNA, 3936 nt
Organism: Pseudopodoces humilis (Tibetan ground-tit)
Lineage: Eukaryota; Metazoa; Chordata; Aves; Passeriformes; Paridae
Source: RefSeq, a predicted model, not a curated record